Molecule: messenger RNA, 44108 nt
Organism: Porites evermanni
Lineage: Eukaryota; Metazoa; Cnidaria; Anthozoa; Scleractinia; Poritidae
Source: the annotation of a GenBank genome assembly
AUGUCCGCAGAGGGGAAGACAGUGUUUGAAGCAUCUGUUACUGGAACUUUUCCAUCGAAAAAUAAUGGAACCGUCCCUGAGGUUUGUCGUUUCUUUGCUUUUGCGUGUUUAAAUACCGUGUUUUCGCGAAACCCUGACGGCUUGAUAAAUGAUUGGAAAGAUCUGAGGUAAAAAUCAGUAGAGUUAAUGGCGCACUCGAUCUCAACGUUGGCAAUAAGGAAGUUUCUUUCAUGUAAUAUAUCAAACAUGAGACGCAGUGUUUCAUGUAAUAUAUCAAACAUGAGAUGCAGUGUUUCAUCACCAGAUGAAACACCGAGAAGAGAGUUGAAAUACGACGCGCAGCGGAGUAUUUUUGACGAACUUCGAGGUGUUUCAUCUGGUGAUGAAACACUGUUUCGAAUGUUUGAUAUUUCUUCUCAAACAAAAUCAUUUUUGAAGGAGAAAUUAAGGAUGCAAAAAUGAGCAGUUUUUCAUCUGAUAUCCAAACACUCAUUAAACAUUAAUUUCCUUUGAAUUUUCUUUAUGAAUUAUUAAUGAGUUUGAGAAGAUGUAAUAAAAAAUAAGCGACAACAUUGGAAGACCAACCGUAAAUGACUAGCUUUUACGUGUAAUACUGCAACUUGUAUCUAUUCUGUGGAAAACGAAUGACAGAAAAUGCAUUUGAUAUAAAAAGUGAAAAAGUAAACAUGUCUUGGUUCAAACUAUAUGAGUACUGACAGUACUCUGGUAAGCGUUAUUAGUUUCUGUCUGGAACUGGACUUCAUAUCUUAAUUUUUACAUUUUUCCCCCUAUCAGGCAUAUAAAAUCACAGUUCUGUACUCUGAUGGGAGCAAAAUGGCGCUACGGAAAACAUAUAACGAUUUCAUUGAGUUACAGGUGCGUUUCAGUUGAUCGAAGUGAGAUACGAAUUAACUAAAUAUUUCUAGUUUCCACUCCCAAAUGUCAAGUUGUAUGGCGAUACUCAGUGAUGUAGGGCAUUGUUUACCGGUGAGCUUAUUGAAGAUGACAGUUAAUAUAUAGUCUGUUUUUGAAAACAGUAACUGUUCGCCAGUUCCCAUUCUUCACUGGAGAGUGUUGGACUUAACAGAUCACCCUGGGUUUAAGUCCAAAUAUUGGAAGGAAAGGCAGGCGUUAAGUCUGUAAGCAAAUUUAAGAAUCGUAUUAAAAUUACAUGUAUACUAAUAAAGAUAAAGAUAGUAACAUAGUAUUUGCCGGUACUAAACGCUUAAGGCGGCGAAGUGCGCCUAUCUUGGAAUAUACUUUCUUCAGCAUGAUACUUAUAUGUUCCUUAAAAGAUAAUUUGUUAUCUAAUUUCACAUGCAUACAGUAUAAAAUAGAUUUUCUUAAAUCAAAAUUGAAAACCAGCCGUAAGAAAACUGACCGUUAAAUGCGAUACAUCAUUUCGAAGAACACGACGUCAAACAGCAACGAUUAAUGUCAUCAUUACUUCAAUUCUUCAAUUCUCACAGUCGUAUGUAUUGUCAAUACAGUCUAUAGCUGUCAGAGAAUCUCUGCAGAAAAGAAGAAUUAAAUGCGCGCAUUAAAGUUUUAUGAGUGCUUGCCAACUUGAACAGAGUUUGCUUCAAACGCUAAGACAUUUAGGUGUGUUACUCAAAAGCUCAACAAGCAAAGAACUCUUGUGCUGGGUCCACUUAACUGUGGAUUCAAUAGGCUCCUUGCAUGACUGUGAUAACGUGAUCAACUUUCGGUAAUCACGGAAACAGUUCACUUUUGCAAAGAUUUGUUAGCACAAGCUGAAAUAGCAUAUAAAAAUUAGGUAACCUGAGUAUUUUAAGCCUAAUAUCUCAAGCGCUGCGAUUGCAAUGGCCGCCGAAAGUUAGAAGCAUUUGUAUAAGAAAAACAACUUUUGCCAGGAGCCCAUCAAAUCAGGAGCCCAUCAUUUGAUGCUCCUGCUUUUGCCACCUAGUCACGCAUGCAUGGUUUUCUAUCCUUGUGGAUUCUAAAAAUGUCGAACUGUCGUUAAAUCUUUCCCUUACGCAUUUAAGGGCUCGAAUUGCCUGUUAUGAAGUAAAAGGAGAUUUCAGCCUUGUAUUGCUUAAGAAAAUAUUUUAUGACAGUUUUGAAAAUUUGGAAUUUAAAGAUUUGUAUGGGAAACCAUGAAAGUGUGACUGGAUGGCAAAACUUUCACCUGCCGUUGCAAUCGCUACUUUUGACACAAACGGCUGAAAAUCCUCAUGUUACCUAAUUUUAAUAUGCUCUUUCCGCUUGUGCUUACAAAACUUUCCAAAAGUGAACUGUUUUCGUGUUUACCGAAAGUUGAUCACGUGAUCAAGUCAUGAAAAGAGCCUAUACACGUACAUGUUACGUAACAUGAUGGCACACGUAACAACGGUUGGUAUCGUAUUACUUAAUAUCAUUAUGAUCGCUAAUGUAAGGAUAUGCACCAGAGUCCGAGUAAUACUGAGAUUCAAGAAGAUAAUUAUACGCAACCCCCCAUCAGUUCUCGGUACACGAGGAAGCCGUAUCUUAUUUGAAUGAUGUCCAUUACCUACCACUUCGAGUGACCAGUUUGUUUCCCGUGUUUAGUCACUCAUAAAGAAUGCCAAGAGAUAGAGGGAGUAAGAAAUCACUUGUCAAUAAACGCUCCUGACUAAAAAACCCGAUGAAGCUGUUGGAUUGAAGUGUGUUAGUAAAUGUAGUUAUUUCCUCUAUUCCCAAUUAAACUAGCGUAGCCGGAAAUUUAUUUAAUUCUAAACUGUUUUAUUAACGAAGCUUUCAUGCUGCCGCUCCGCCGAGUGCUCCAUUGUAUCAACACUUUAUUAAGCGUCCUUAGUGCACGCUGUUUCUGUGAUCUCAAUUCUCUUAAGACGUACUUCAUUCGGUCCACUUAUUCAAUUUCGAUCCUUUUAGCUGCUGGUGGAUAUGAGAAAAUUAUUUUAUUGCUGAACUAUAACCAGUACAAAAAAAAACUGUAUGUUCUAUAACAAACUACAGCUACAGUUAGUAUGAAUAAUAAUAAUAAUGAUAAUGAUAAUAAUAAAUAAUAAUACUAAGUAAUAAUUGAGUGCGAAUAGCUUCUAUCAUAGAUACAACUUGACCUGAUUUCCAUAUAAAACUUCCAUCCUCCAUUCAUAUAUCCUCAGGAAGUUAUUAAUGCUGUGAAAAUUGUAAGCCUAAGCCCUUUUAAAAUUUCCUUUAAUUUCAGGGCACGGUUUAUGACUUACUCAAGCAAAAGGGUGGUUAUUCAAAGAAGACUGCAAAAUCUCUUGUCAAAAGCUUACCAGGUAUUCUUUGGGUGGUACUGAUAUGCUUAUAAAUCAUGAUUACUGCUCUGAAAGGAAAACGGCAAAAUACUAAUUUUUUCUCGAAAUAUGUACUUUCAUUAAGUGAUCAGCAACCGUUAACAUCUGUUAAAAUCUUGCAUCCAAAUACUCUGACUGAGACUAUCAAAAGAUUGUUUAACCAUCAUGAAAUAUAUUUUAGAUGAAAUUGAAGACUUCUUAUCGAAUGCAAGGUUCGCGAACUAAGUUUUAUCACUGAGAGAACUCAAAACAGGCUUUUAUUUUCUCCUGGUUUUAUCUUUAAGCCACAGUAAUAGAAUGCCGAGGCGAACUCUAGUGCAGUCAGUAGUUUGUUCAAUUUUGUAAAACCCGCUUGUUUUUUCCUCAAAAGUCUAUUCUUGUUUAUAACAAAGCAGUCCUAAGUUUUUGAAGAGUUCAAACAUCACCUAAAGCAAAUGCAGUUUCAACCAUUCUCAAAAUAUUUUUAUACAGUUUAAACGUCUUUAAAACUGCAACUUUUUUAUUUUUUUUUGUUUUUCCGAUUGACCACUCCAUAAAAUACCAUAACAUACCAUAAUGCUCUUUGUUUGUCACCCCAAAAUUUUGCAUAAGCAUUGUUUUUAGUUUCUUUUGGGAGUUAAAAUGGCCCUAAGAGAAACUGAAAACAAUCCUUAUGCAAAAUUUUGGGGUGACAAACAAAGAGCAUUUUGGUAUUUUAUGGUAUUUUAUGGAGUGGUCAUUUGUAAAAACGACCAUCUUAUUUUUUAAAAAUAACACAAAUAUUUAUCUGCAAAUUAUCGAACAAAUGAAAUGUUGCAACUCGUAAGUUGCAGUACCUUAUAGUGUUGUUGUUGUUUUUGAAUUUCUUUUUUCCUUUUUUUGUCACCAUUGUUAUUGUCAAUAAAGUGCAAUAGAAAAAGCUACGAAUAUAGAAUAGAAAAUAAAAUGCACGUUAAUUGAGGCCCUGUGUUUACAACGUUUUUACAUAAUUUAGUUGAAAAGACUUUUCUUUUUUCUUGCAGAGUUAAAUAAUUCCUUCUCCCAAAGUCUCUUCAAAGUGGAAGAUUUGAAAAAGAUUGAGAGACUGGAAAAGUUUAUCAAGGUAAAAAACAUAGGUUGGUUAGGAUAGAGGAGAAAUUUUUUCUGUAGGGUGUGAAGCAAAGAUCAUCGGCACCAUACCCAAGUCAUGUCGACAAGUGACCCAAGAGCUAAAACAGAAUGCGAAUCUUAAUUGCUCGCUUUUAUGGCACUUUCCUGAAACGGACAAUGCUCAUAAUCCUUUUUAUGUACUCUCUAUGAAGUCAAAAUCAAAUUUGGGAAGCCCAGUUAAUUGCCGGCUCCAGCUAAUGAGCUGAGCUUCCUGUAACCUACAUCCUAGAUUAACACUAAACCGGUAUUCUUAAUUUCAGGAAAACAGUGAACGUGAAAUGUGAUUUGGCAGUAUCCUUUAUGCGCAUAACACGUCUGGAAAAGAAAUUGUUUCAGUUUUUUGCUCAUUUUACCAGGAGAGUCAGGACUACUCCCAUGCUUUCCGUUAUUAAAGUUUUCAAUAGUGGGAUUAUCACCUAGUUAGAUAUAUAAACUGGAAUUUAACUUAGUUAUGAGAGGUUUAUAAAGGUGGACAGAAACCAGGCCGAAUCGGAUUAUUAUAGACCGUCCUACAAUGUUUCAGACUAAACCUUUCCUACAUCAUGACUCUAACAACAACUCUUUUUUGUAUUCGUAGGAUUUGCUCAUCCUUCCAGCUGUGGUCCGAAAUUCAGAAAGCGUCAACAAAUUUUUUGGUGCCUUUUUGGAAACAACAGCCACAUGUGAAAGGUCUGGCCGAAGAAAGUUAUACUUUUAACUAAAGAUUGACUGGAACAUUAGAAUCUAAUGAUACAUUUUUUUUUUAGGUCAAAAAACGAGGAAGAGUUAAAAAAAGUCAAUAAAGUGGUUGAAGUUUUAAGUGGUACGUAAAUCUUAUGAUUAAUGUCCAAUUUCCACUCUCUAUCCAUCCAUCCAUCCAUCCAUCCAUCCAUCCAACGGUACGUCCGUCCGUCCGUCCGUCCGUCCGUCCGUCGAUCCAUCUAUACAUCUGUCCGUCCGUCCGUCCGUUCAUUCAUUCAUUAUUCAUUCUAUCCGUAUCCAAUUUUUAAAGAUUGAAUUAAAUAGUCGUUUUUGACCGUUUAUGGUAUUUCCUCUUUCAAUAAAAAUCCAUUGUCCUGAAAACUAUUCUUAAACCAUCCAUUUUUAGGACGAGAUCCUCUCCGAACCUUACCGAGGAGUCCAUUGCUGGGUUAUAGAAAGAACAAUGCAGAGUUAUUUCCAGACGACCUAAAGCCCAAAAGCAAGAGUCUUCCACGACGUGGUCGGUUCGGGAGAACCACUUUUGAGCCAGGUAUCAAGGCAAACACUACUCGUUCACCAGUCUUGACAAAUAGACAGUUUAGCGUUGGUGUUGGCAUUGCCGAGAUGUUCAAGAACAACUUAAACUUUACAUCAAACAUAACCCAAGCGGAACAUUCCCAAAGUGCUGAUGCGCCGCGCAUUCAGCCUCCUAGCGAGACGAAAGAGAAUCACUCCAGAGGUGAAGAUACCACUGGAGAUACAGAAGAAACCAGAUCUGGAAUAGAGGAGCCUUGUAUCCAAAUGAAAUCAGCUCAAAGUGAAAAUAGCCCCAGAGGAACAAAGUAUUUGGCUAUCUCGUCAUAUGUUGCGGAGGAAAGUAGUGAGGUGUCUCUUCAAUCCGAAGAAGAAGUCGAAGUCCUCGAGAAACUUUCUAGUGGUUGGUGGUAUGUGAAAAAGGAAAUCGGAGAGGGAUGGGCACCAAGAACAUUUCUUAAACCUGUUCAGGUAUUCAGGUCAAAAUUUCCCGAAGCACUGGAUCUGUCUCAAAGCAAAGAAACAUUGGAUGACAUUUCGGAAAAGAAAAUCGUGAGAGAGAGUGAGAUGGGAUUCCACUUGCAAGAAAAACAGAAGGUAUACUUCAUCUCAUUGGUCAAUUAUGUUCUACUACACAAAAAAUACCAUAAGUGUUACUUCUGUUCCUGGAAAGGUCUAAAAAGGUUUCCCUUUUUUGAAUUAUUAGUUUUGGAUAAUCUCCUUGCAUUCACCAUUUUUAAUCGUCUGAGUUUUGUUUUUCUGUCGAUCGCUGUAGCAAUUGAGUGUAAGGAGUAUCGAGAGCAUGGGAAAACACGAAAGACAACGAGUGUAGAACUUAACAGAAGUAGGAGCAUAAGGCAAAGGGAAUGCAACUAAAUACGUGUGUUAAUGCACUGGCGUAUUUGGUCCGCUCACAGAGAAAACCAUCCCGCCAGUUCCAAUACUAGCUAGUAUACAGACUUGUAGAGAAGACUCCCUAGGUUAAGCUUACGAGUCUUAUUUUUAAAGAGAAAUAACGCAAAAUACUUGCUGAUCCGUUUCGUUUAGAAGCCAUUUUGGCAACACCAACUUUAUACUUCAUGUAAGGCUUGUAAGAAUUUCAUUUGUACUCAAACUGCAAACAAUUUUUAUUUGUGCCAAUGAAUAAGACUUUCCCGAUACUGUUAGCGUUUUCUUGCAGGGUAAUUUAAACUGAGCUAAAACACUCAAAGUUUGUUGUCGAUUCCUCCACUAUUUGCUAAAAGCUGAAAAUUAACAGCUUGUGUUUUUAGUCCUCCAUCACUGGCCUGCAAAGGGGGUUCGUUCGAACCCCUCGAACCCCCUCCUAUGGGCCUGAUUUAGCGGAUAAUUAGCAGGGUUCCCGUGGAUGUCCAAUAGAAACGGGGGUCAUUGUAAUAUUGGUAAUCUAUUUCUCAAAUAUGGCCUCUUUCCUCUGUUACGUCAUAUAUGAGUGUUAUAAAUGAAUGUCUACAGUAUUCCGGAUAGCUUAUCAUGUCACACACGGAAAAUUCUCCGGCCUGGUAUGAGCACAUGUUCAUUUUGCUACUGGUACAGAUAACUAUCUGACAGGCGCCAUCUACUUUCAAGAUCGGUGUGGCGUAGAUUCGCUCCGAAAUCGCCUUUUUUCUGUUUUAACAAAAGCCCAAUUCGAAAUGGUUUUCGGCAGCAGUGUAGACACCAACUUAAUAAAUAUCACAAGCGUAAUCGAUCGAAAUGACGUAAUAAGGAAAAAGAUAUUUGCAUUUUGGUGCUAAGAGUAAGAAUAAGGGAAAAUGAAAAGAAACCGCAUUUUUUUUUUUGAAAAAGAUCUCCCUAAACUUUUGAAUUUUCAAGUGUUCCCAUGUGUCGCAAAAAUUCGCGUGUAAAGACUGUAAAAGUUUGAAUUUACAACAACUUAGAGAAGCGUGUAUAAUUAUAAUAAUUACAUACAAAAUUUAACCACUACAAAGAAAAGAGCGCAGACAGAACCUGAAGUGUUCCUGUUGACAUGUUUAACUUAUAGCUUCCUUGGGUUAAAGGUGAGAUUUCAUGGAGGCAUAAUCUACAGUUUACGAAGCAAUCGGCAAGUUUGGGAUCUCAUUAAUGUUUGUGUGAAAAUGUUAGAGUACCUAUCAGAAGGCAUGUAGAAAAGCAAGAAUAUAAUAUCAUAUCUGUAGAGAAUAUAUAUAGAAUUUUUCCAAAUAGAUUGAAAUGCGGAAGUACAAGAACGUGACCAUUAUGCUACCGGUGGAACCAUUAAGUAACGUCAUAGCCUUAAACUCAUUGUUUUUUCAAGCUUCCUCAAGAGAAGGCACGAAGACUGAGGUUAUAAAUGCAGCUGAGUAUAUUUUUUUCUGUUACUUAGUCCCUGAGUCAAACCAGUGAAAACGAGUCACAAGAAACGGAAUCAACUGAGAUGGACCGACGGGUAAAACUUGUUUCAGUGGAAGGAAUUCAGAAACGCAAGACCCCAGAUAAAAAUUAUGUAAGUAUUGCAAACCGGUUAGUUAGUAAAUCACCUAGUGAACGGCGAAUUCCAGAAUGCCUUAAUCUUGUUUUCAAUAAAAACGGAAUUCAGCAUUAGAAAACCUUAGAAAAUGUCAUUAAUUUUCGUCACACUUUAUGCACUGAAGUGUUUGCCAAUUACCGUCGAUAAAUUGAUCAAUGAUCAGAUUGAAAGGGGAGAGCCGGACUGUUGUUAGUCCUGCAAUCAGUAGGAUUACCACUUACUAAACGAUAGACCAGAAUUAGUUCAAUUUAUUGUCUCUGAGCUACUUUAAUCGACUAUCUGUUGUUCGCCUAAGUCCAGAUAACGGCUCAUCGGUAUACGCAGACAUUAUUAAGGUGACAAAUCGCUGUAUGUAGUAGUUGCCUUUUUUAAGUUAGAUGUUACUUCUUCUUAUUUAGCAGAUAUUGCCGAAGAACGCAUCAGUGUUUUGUUAAAAUGCUUAAGAAAUGUCCUAAAUGCAAAAUUUUGCUAAUUUGCUCCCGUCUAGGUUUAUAUUCUCAAAGUGCUGUGGUCAGACGGAAGUAUUAACAUCAUCUACAGAAAGUGCAGUGAUUUCUUUUUUCUACAGGUUUGAAACAUAACGGUCUUAGGCGAAGGCCAAACGUGGAACUUUUCAUGAAACUAACUAAAUUUUAAUUUGGUCUGAAGGUUGAUCCAGACUCCUCGAGACAAACUUAACUCAAGACAGAAGUCGAACUUUUCAUGAACUUUAUAUCGGAUCAAUUUGGUUCGUCUUAUCAAUGAAAAGUUCGAUGUUAAUGGGCAGGCCUUAGAUUUAAAUAAAGUUCUUCAUCUCACUUUGACCAAUUUUAGAAGUCGAAUUUUUCGUUGAUCGAACCAAAUCUAAUUGCAAAUGAGGCAGAACAAUAGACUUUGCCAUAAGCAUUAUAUUUGGCAGAGUGAACUGAGUUUGACUCUUGAUACAGACCUUAGGAGGAGAAGUUUCCACUUCAGUGUUGGCCAAGUAUCAAAUUUUCUCGUUGACGAUUCCAUCGUUGACGUGUAUCCAUGAUUUAUAGUACAUUUGGUAACGAAGGGUCGAUACUGUUGCCGGCAUUUCUUUUUCAUUGGGAGCUAGCGCCGAGCAAUCAUUUUCAGCACUCCGUUAGAAUUUUUCUUAGCCAAGGACGAGUGAUAUCACUCAGUCUUCCUUUUCAGACGUUUGAUUGAUUAAUUAUAUAAUUAUAAAUAAAAUCUAUCAUAUAUGAACUUUGGAUACAAAUUUGAAUAGGGAAAUAUUAAUCGAAGCUAAUAAGUAUAAUUCAAAUCUAAUGAUCUUCGCUUAACCCGCCGGUUUGAUGCAGUCCGGUCAACUGUGUAGUCGCUAUUGACGUCCGAACCUGGUUAAGUCUUUAUUUCAUUUGAUUUGUUCCUAGUAUUGGUUAGCAAAAUUGAUCGCUUUUAUCAGGAUUUGUGUUUGAAAAAAAUUUUCAACUGCAUUUAAAUCCUUUUCUAAUGCGUCACCCAAAUUGGGAGCCAAAUUGAAGUUGUUUUUACUAAUCGAUCAGUAAAUAAAGACAUAGUCAUCUACUGAAAAUUCCUCUCAAACCCACUUGUUUUUAACAUAAAAACGCAAAGGCGGGUAAUUAAGCUAUCUUUAUACCAGUUGAUAAAGGGAAUAGUGAGAAAUAAUUUCCAAAUAUGAUCUUUGUGAAAAUCAAGAUUGUUUUACCUAUAGGAAAACCUCAAAAAAGAAUUUCCGAAGGGCACUGGCAAAGAAAUUCCCGUGUUAAAAGGUGAGAAAAUAAAAAUGACCUAAAUGCUCCCCAAAUUAAUUCUGUGGUCACAAUGAAGGGUUUAGUUGCUAAAGAAACUAUGAUAUCGAUACUUUGUUGUUGGGAGAGGAAAUCCGACGAAAGGACUUCAGUUUGUCAAUAUUGUUAAGUUGGCUUUAAAAUUUCAUUUGAUCAACCUUAGCUAUAAUUUUUGUUUUGGUCAUAACUAGUUAGAAUGUCCGCGGUCAUCAAGUCUACAAAACUGAUUCAACCCAAUACAAUUCUGGUUUGACUUGUUCUUUUUCAGGAAGAAAAUUUUCUGAAAACUGCGAGUUUUGCUUCAAGGAUGGAACAUGCAAACGAAGACAGUCUUUGAACAAGUUUUUUUACGUGAGUAUAGAAACAAGAUGAAGGAAAAUUAGUCAGUAAAAUUUUGGAAAUCUGCUCAUUAUCCCUUCGCUAUAAACGCAAUUUCCUUAAUUCUAAUGGCUUAGUAAACAGUUAUUAUUUCUCUUGUGUAUUUUCCCAGUUAUUAGGUUUUAAUUUCAUACUAAUUUUCCCCUCCCUUUAUUAUUUAUAAGGACCUUAUCAACGCUCCUGAUGAUAUUUCAAACUGCCAAGCUGUCCUCCUCUUUUGUCGGGCUCGACUCAGUGAUUUGCGCCCUCAUGGAACGUAAGUAACGUGAUUAUUCUGAUGAACGCACGUAGCAUUCUCUUUGACCCCAGAUAUGUCAAUUCUGAUUAACAUCAUCAUAAUGUUCACCGUCACCACCACCAUCAUAAUCAUCAUCGUUGUUCAUCGUCGGCAUCAUCUUCGAACGUAUUCAUGAUCAUUAUGGUUAUAAUGUCUCAAAACCAGAAGUAGUAAAAAAUUAUACAAUUUGAGACACUAACCAAGAGCUUAGGUAAAGAAUUCCAAUUCUGCUACUUCAACUUAUUUUAUUACUAAGAAGGUUAUCUUUUUCUGUCUGCAUUUGUGUUAGACAUUAGAUUUAAUUUAGUAAAAUAUAUUACAGCGGUCUUACUGUUUUAUUUCAGUCCAUUUCUUAAAUUGUCAGAAAUGGAAAUAAAACAGUAAGACUGUAAUAUAAAUUUUACUGCCAAAAAUAGCAAAAAGUAUUCGUUUCAUUUUUUGUUUUGUACUUUCUUCAUUUUCAGAUCUAGCAAAGCUAACAACAAGACCAAUGAAAGUAAGUGACAAAUGCAAACUAUAUAUAUAGCUAUGACUUGAGCUUUUCGCUUUUUCUUUCAAAAUUAAAGGAGAAACAAAUAGUUGAUUAGAGAUUGAAAUUGCCUCAGCCCUUUCGAGUCCACGUAUUCUCAUCGUCAGACAAAGUCCCCAACAUACUUGCUAGGAUAAGGAACUACACAAACUAAGAACAGGCGAUGAUAGGAUGAACAGUGCUUUCUGUGUAUGCAAUUUCUUUCUUAACCCUUUUUUUUAUUGCAGGUGAUAAUAACAGCAGUGUUCAGAUAUCAGGACCUGUGGUGUUUGAGCAGUACAUAGCCAUUGCUGACUACAAAAAGAAGAACAAGAACGAUAUUUCACUGACAGCUGGUGACACUGUUGAUGUUAUCGAAAAGAGCGACUUUGGUAAGGAAUAUUAAAGCAGAUUGAAGCAGUUUUUCAGCCAACAUUGUUUACUUCUUAAAUGUAAGUUAAUGAACACUUAAUCUAACUGUUAAAGCAUUCUGAAUCAGUUUUAUUCAUAAGUAAAACUAGAUUUUACGUCUUAAUCCUUUACAAUUAUCCGGAGCGGUCGCUUUUAACCUCAAGUUGAGCUUUAGUAAACGUACCAUUACGUCUUAUUCGGACCGGACAUACAAGCUUAAAGCUUCUACCAUGCAUGUGACUGUUAUUUUUCUGCCUUAACAGAGCUGAUUUUUUAUGAAAGCUUUCCUAAUUUAUUAGACUUAUUACUGUGAAAGCGGGGUUUUCAUCAUCGAGAAAUGGAGGACCAGGGCAAUACAUAGUUGAAUUGUUCCAUCGAUGCAUACAGAGCGAGAUCUAUAGAGCAAAAUUAGUACCAGCUGGAGAUAAAUAUCAAUAUGGAUCUUUAAUAAUAAUAAUAAUAAUAAUAACAAUUUAAUACAUGUACUAUUCUUUUAAAGGUUGGUGGUUGGUUGACCGUGAAGGCGAGUUAGGCUGGGCUCCUGCGUCACAUCUGGAGCCUACUGAUGAUGGGGUAGAGAUCACUGCCUCCAGAACCUUUGCUCCUGGUCAAGGUAGAUGUUACACAAGCUUAUGUAACCUUAAGUAUGAUUGAGCAACGCGAAAAAACACUUAAACAUGAAGAGUAAAUUAAAGUAAAAACACGACAGAUAUUAUAUCAUAUUUCUUAUCAUAAAUGGCCUUUUUUUGCUAUAAAGAGUGAUUAACAUGAUUGAAAGUUUGGCCUAAACUACACCGAUAAUUUUGGAAAGUUUCGUUCAUAAUACUUUAAAGGUAACCUUAUGCGGCAUAUUAUCAGUAAUAUAACCACAUCAAUAAUGAUGUUUUUUUUUUUCAAUUUUAAUGCGCAGAGGAAGCAUAUCAGUCGAUGCAAAGCUAUGAAGCAAGAGCUGAAGACGAACUUUCUUUUGACAUUGGUGUUACCCUCAAAGUUGUAGAAAAGAACCUAGAUGGAUGGUGGCUAGCCAGGUAAGACAGUGAUGGAACGUUUUUAGCAGUUGCAAUAAUAACUGAAAUGGUUUACACACAAUGCCUGACUACACACAUGACACUGAAAUCUCCCAAAAUUUCAAGCGCCGGAUUCCACCUUAUUACAACAGAUCGCUCAGUGAUCCACCCUUAACACUUCGCUCAAAUUUAUGUGGGCCCCAGACCUCCCACAAAAUACUCUCCGACUCACCCCAGGCGACCGCUAUCUAAGGGGUGGUCACAUUUACAUGGUAUUUAAGUUAGAAAAUGACUGACUGUUGUUACUUUCGGGUCAAUCGUUUAAAAAUUGAGUGAUUAAGAGGUAGCAGUAACGAGUUUGCCAAACGAUAAUAGGCAUAAGUAAUAUUAAAACCUAUCUACUUUUACACUUCUUAGAUACCAGGGCAAAGAAGGCUGGGUGCCUGCAAUGUUUCUGUUACGAGUAGUUGAGUCUGAUGACUCUUCGCCUUCAUCUAGUGGAAAAAUUUGUGGACUGGGGGACACUGUGUCCUCUCAACGGGGUAGGUGAUUUGUUGCAUCGAUUAAUUUUAUAUUUACAGUUUUGAACAUUUCCUUAUUCCUUCCGUGUAGGAGCUAGGAAAGGGAAUUUGCAUGGAUCUACGUUUUUCAUUUUAACAAGAGACCUGAGCAGUCACACCUCAGUAGUACUGAACCAUAAUAAAUGCUUUACCUAUUUGGUGUUUUUCUACUUCAUCCACAGGCCAAAUAAUAUUUCGAGGUUUCCUUUUUUCUUUUCUACGAAAGAAAAAUCAUUAUCCAAAAUAGCGUUACUGAACUGCUGCGCAUUCUUUUUCAUGGCUACUUCAGUGGUCUCCCUCGCAGCCUGUUUUGUCACGUCACGAACGCCCUUCCCUAUAACUCCAAUCCAUCUUUCUAGAAUGUUUAUAAUUUUUUACUGGGCUCCGACCUGACCUAUGGGGAGGGCCAGGAAUGAGACACGCAGGUACCAUGCGGGGUACCCUCCCCUACCCCAUUCCCAUUUUCCAUGGACAGAUCACCAGCGGUUGUGACCAGGGUUAAGACUAUGAGGUUUGGUGUGGCUGUUGCCGUAAGAAUUGAUCCCUACCUUCCUUUCUGGUAUUUAACGUCUGUAACCAACUGAGCUAACCAGUAAUCAUAUAACAUUAAUUGAUUAACGCAACCAUUUUUUCAUAGUAGUUUCUGAAGAAAGUGACAUUGUGACAGGCCGAAGAUCACCUCCCACAAGGCGAAGUAUGGUAAGUUCUUCCGCUGUCAAUUUUGCGUUAACCUCUUAUAAAGCCUGACAAAAAGAUAGGUAGCGUUGCUUUUUGUCGCUUCUAUCUUACUUCUUUCUUUACAACGUUUCUAUAUUUAAUGAAUAGCUUAGUAAACGAUGAGUUUCAAUAAUCGUUGGACUUUUAUAAGAGCUAAACCUUUAAAUGAUUUCCAUUACACUUAGAAACAUUCAUAAAAUAGUAAUUUCUUUUUUUUUAAAUUCGUAUUUCCUUAGUAAUGGAUUAUCAUCGAAAAUUGCAUUUACUAUUUUUUCGUUUUCCGGCAGGUUCAGCGAUCGAUCAAAAAGAGGCCAAAUAAAAAUAUCACUCCUCCUCAGCCCACUGAAACAAAGCCGAAAGAAAAGGAACAAAAUCAGGGAGAUACGAUAUCUUUUUCAAGCGGAUAUCAUACCUCUUCAAGCAGCAGUCUGUCCUCUCUAGUUUCAGAUGUUUCUAUACCUGAAACGGAAAGCGUUGUGCAGUGUGCAUUACCGGGUAGUUCUGAUAGCUGUGUAGUAAGCACUGCUCCAAAACAGGUUUACUCCAGCUCAAAUCUUGUAACAACAUUAGCACAGGAUGCGAAUACAUCCGGGUCUUCUGUGAAUGAAAGUGCAUUGAGCUCAGGAAGAAGAAGUCCCAUUCCAUCACCAAGAAGUAAAAGCCCCAGACGCAGCCCCCAGCCGAGAAUUGAUGAAAUUAAAGUAACUCCUGUUGAGUCCAUCUCUGAAAAGGAGCAAGAAAAUGAUUCCCAGAUCACGAGGUAUCAAGCCAUGUACACGUACAUCUCUCAAGACAAAAACGAAAUUACCAUUAACGAGGGAGACAUAGUGGAGGUACUUAAGCGGAGCAGUAAUGGCUGGUGGCUUUUAAGCGCAAACGAUCAUCAGGGUUGGGGUCCAUCAAAUUUCUUGCAACCAGUGUAAAUGGACGGAACUUUUAUUUAGAAGAGGAAUCUUUCUGCGAAUUCCGGAAUGUUUGCUUAGUCAGGGAAAUGCUACUUCCAAAGUGAAAUAUAAUUUGAAAUGAGACAUCACUUAUUAAUAGCACUUGACAUGACUAUUCGUUUUUAGUUUUAUCAUUGACACAGUACAAGUUCGGAAAGAACAAAAAGUGCUGAAACCUGAAUUAAAGUCAACUAGUUUAAUUUUAUCGCGAAGAAGUUCUGAACAUUUUCAAAUAAUUAAAAUACUAUAACUGUUAACUUUUUUAAGCUUUUGAUAUAAUAUAUAGUACAGGUUGCUAUUUGCCGACAGAAACUGAAUAUUUCGCUACAUUAAGUUCGUAAGGACUCCGUAAGCUAAGUUUAAAAGUGAGCGCCGUCUUAUCCUGAAAGACUAUUUUUAGAUACAUAUAUAGCAAAGUGGAAUAGCAGGAUGGUGUCCCAGUAACGAAGGCCGUAUCAGCAAGGGCUUUAAACAAUGCUCAGCAAGAAAAAGAGAAGUUCGAGACGAUUGAUGCUAGAAUCAAGAUACAAUAAUCAUACAAUAAUCACUCUAAAUAAGGGCUAAUAGAGAAAAAAAAAUAUGAAAUAGGUUAACGUAAUUCAAUAUUAAAAAUGAGCCGAAAUUUUUUUGUUCAUGGUGUAUUAGUACUACAGGCAGCCAAAGCUCAGUAUAUGAGGGCAAAUGGCAAGGCAGGAUGGUUUAAAGCGUAAACGCGUUGUUUUCGCUUCGGCCUCUCGCACUAGACGAAGUAAGGCACGAUUGGAUUGUUCGCGUGGACGCUACGAUUACACUAGAGGAUUCAUAAAUUUUUAUUGAGGGUGAUUCGGAUCAUUUCGCAAGCUUUCAUAGAGUCUUCAUACUAAAAACGCAUUCGGAUUCCCAACAGUUAACACACAUCGAUAAUACUGGGUGGCUUAAGCAACGACGACGGCGACAGCAACGAGAACAAAGUCAAAAAGCAAAAGGCCUUAAGUUAAAAGACAAGUUUUGCAUCUGUAUCACGCUUUUUGGUACAUUUCUUUGCCGUGCACGACCAAUGGAGUACGUGAAAAUAAACAGACGAUAAUGAGUUUUUCUUUCCCAGUUCAAACUUGGGUGCGGUCCCCAAGGAUUCAACUCCAGUGAAAUUCACCUACAUUUGCCCUUUUGAGCAAAUUGGAAUAAACGCAGAAAAGUUUGAAAAAACGCGAAUUCGUGUUAAUAGUGACGUGUUUGCUACCCUCGCCAUCAACAUUUGUAAAGCACCCUAUAUUCACGAACGUGACACUUACAUUUUGGCUUUACCGCAAAAUUAACUCUGAUGAUCAGAGGAAGACGGCAUCAUGAUUCGUUGGAAGAACUGUUUCACUUUACGAAACAUUGAGAAAUUAAAGUUAAGGUAAUUAGAUACAACUUUUUCACUUUCGAUUUCGGAUUCAAAAUCUUCAGAGACUUGACCAAACCGGGAACUUUUUUAAAAAGGCGACAAAGGAUUUUUUUAAAUUACUUGGAGACGUCAUCAACGCUUAGGCUUACAGUAACCUUACCUUUGGGGACAUUAUCGAGGGGGUGAUGGAGGGGGGGGGGAAGGGUGUGGUUUGGGGCUGGGGCAUUUGCUGAGUUGUCCGUACCACUGAAAAAAUCCUGGCUACGCCCCUGAUUAAGGCAAGCUUUAUCAGAAUAACCCAACUAGCCUUGAACCUCGAAAAAAGUAUGAUGUGUGUGUUUUGUUUUUUUUUUUUUUCCGAGGAGAAGGCGCACACUGGGGUGGGGUGUGGAUGGGGUUCGACCGGCUCUCCCUCCCCAUUCUUGCAAGAAACAAACCAACCGGGAAUUUUUUAAAAAAGGGAAAAAAAGUUUUUUUUUAAAUUAGUGGGGGGCGCCAACCCCCCUGAUGCUUACAGUAACCUUACUUUUGGGGAAAUUUGGGGGGGGGGGGGGGGGGGGGGGGGGAAGGGUGUGGUUUGGGGCUGGGGCAUUUGCUGAGUUGUCCGUACCACUGAAAAAAUCCUGGCUACGCCCCUGAUUAAGGCAAGGUUUAUCAGAAUAACCCAACUAGCCUUGAACCUAGAAAAACGUGAUGCGGAAGAGUUUGGGGGCAGCUACAGGGCAAUUAAUAAAGAUUUCACAUUCACUUGACAUUCGUCAGAGAACAUAGAUAACAUUAGCAGGAAGAAAAAAUAACAGUUUUUAAUUUUAGUCGCUUAAUUCAUUUUUUGCGCAUUUUAUUUAUUGCAUAAACCUUUCAUUUCUUCUUACAGAGUGCACUUUGCCAAACCGCUGCAAUAGCCGCUCAAUAAUGUUCCAAUGAUUUCUUCCUGUCACUCUAUGUAUGCUUAACUUAAUACAUGAAGAGGCUAAGGUCUUGCUUGAUUAACCAUAUUCCGGAUUAUUACGGGCGACAAGAGGAGCCCGCAAUCCUAAUCUCCAGAUUGUUAUUACGUAUGCGUCGCAUGUAUGUAGCCAGCAUUCGUUCGCCGGCGAAAAUUGUCUGAUUGGUCGACGCGCGACCACGUGACAUUGCCAAAUUCAAAAUGGCGGCAAUACCUCCAUCGUUUGUUUAUUGUGGAAAGAAGAUUAAUGGCGGCUUAAUAUGAGUUGCAAAUGCAUAUACGGAAUUUUUUAACAUAGCCUAGACUUUUUAUUAUCCUUUUUCACCUAUUCCUAUGGGAUUCGUUCCCUGCGAUGCUCGCGUUUUGGUCUUUUUACCAGAUUCAACUCUGGACUUGUUUAAGCGAUCACUCUUCACGAUCACGAAGGACAACAAUAUUUCUGAAAAAAGCCGGGUCACUAAAAAGAACGGCCUUCGUUUACAGCUCAAUGCAGUCGAGAAAUAAGACACUAUAGGUCCUUUGAAAUUGCUCAGAGACUAGGAAGAUAUUUUAUUAUUUUUUUACCGAAAACAUAAAGCAAAAUUAUGUUUUCUCCAGCAAGACUUAAGUUUCUAAUUGAGCUAAAUGAACUAUAGUGUCUGCAUUCAUGUUCCUUUCAUUGUGAACGAAUGCAAUUUUAAUAUCAAAACUUUAAAGCCGUCUAUAACCGGGCAGGUUUUUUAUCUUUUUUCCUUCUAAUGGUUACUGUGCUUGAUAUGAAUAAGAUAAUGAAAUUUUUAAAAUUAGGGGAAUAUUAUACAUAAAAGAAGAGAACUUUGAUUGCAAAUAUGUUAGUUGGAAAAAAUACUGAUUAUAUCCUUUUAGUAUAUAGGUUAGAAAAGUGAUGCGUAGUCAAAAGUGCUAAAAAGGAGUAAAAACCCAGAUCUUUCCAUUCAUAAAUUUUAUUGACACUGUCAGGGACAUAUGGUUUGGUUGAGUACACAUUUGUUCGUCAGAAAUCUUGUUUGUGAGGCUGCACUUUGUUUGAUUCAGGAUCAAUCAAUCUUUUCUGAAGAGAAAUAAACAAUAAAGUACGUUAACAUGUCAGAUACUUCAACACUGCCUUAGCCAACAAGUAAGAAGAAACUGAACUUCACAUCACAAAAACAAAGUGAAAACUACUUCACUGUGAAACAACAACCCCUUCAAAUAUAUAUCACAUUAAAUUAAUGCAAAAUGUAGACCUGAUGAUAAGUUUAUAGGAAUAGAAAUAAACGAUAAUUACAAUGAAACUAUAAAGUUUGAAUGAGAUCUGUAUUUGAGUGUUCUCUCAUAAUUCUGACAGAAGAUCAAAAUUGGAAACUGUAUAUCCUACACAACUAAGCACUUUAGAAAACUGCCGCAACCCGGCCGCUUUCCACUAGCCACAAGACAAUUUACACAGCAAGACAAUGGCUAAGGAUAUUUCUUUACCUUCUUUAUAAUUUCCUUUUGUAUCGAAUGACCCGAAAUUAAGUUGAACCAAGCGUAAGCUUAUUUUUCUGCCAUAAACGGUGUAAACACACGGAGAUUUAGCAUCUAAAUAUAGUUUUUCCAGCAACAGAGUACAAGCUAAGUAAUUAAUAUUUACAAAACAAAGCCCAAAAAUGUCCGUCCCUCUACUUUUUUUGGUUGAACACGUGAUAAGAAACCUGAACUAAACAACAAAAACAUUUUGGAUAGCGUUGUAAUACGCCCUUCGAUCAACAGUCGAAUGUUGUCGAAUGUCAGAUUCACGAAGUCGAAUUUUGACACAAAAACGGGAUACACAUUUAACAAAACUGUCGCUUCCGUGCAACUCGGUACAAGCUAAUUUAUAUACCAAAACAAAGCCCAAUAAUUUUUCUUCCACUACUUUAUAAUUUCUUUUUGUACCGAGUUGCACGGAACAUGCAGUAAGCAAAGAGAGUAAAAAUUACCCACCUUUUCGGCAUGUCUUCCACACUCAAACCGGCGAUCUCAACGUCANACAUUUAACAAAACUGUCGCUUCCGUGCAACUCGGUACAAGCUAAUUUAUAUACCAAAACAAAGCCCAAUAAUUUUUCUUCCACUACUUUAUAAUUUCUUUUUGUACCGAGUUGCACGGAACAUGCAGUAAGCAAAGAGAGUAAAAAUUACCCACCUUUUCGGCAUGUCUUCCACACUCAAACCGGCGAUCUCAACGUCAACAACACUGAAUCGGACCAUGCCACUGCGAUAUUUCGCCAGUUCCAGGACGCUAUAUUCUCUAGAGAACACACUUCCUGAAAACUUCGACCAAAAUAAUUUUUGAUCUCUUGCAGUGGCAAGAAAUUGCAACGCUGUCACUGCCAAAAAAGCUGCCAUCGCUUCUUUCAUCUCAACAACAUUUCGCGGGUAUUUUUGCCCCGGAGCCAAUGACAUUGCCCGAGAUAGAUCACGUGUCAUUUUUAGUAGAGCAUGCGCAGACAUUUUUCGCCGGUGAACAGCAUUCGUUUGAACUUCCACUAAGAAUGUAUGGAGUGCACAAAACAAACUUUGAUCACGCACGUUUGGACAGUUCUAUCACGCUUAAUCUGAUCACGCGUGUUUUGACCAUCUCUCACGUGAAACUUACGCAACGCACAGCCCUGGAGCAAAAGCUUUUAGACCCUCGAUCGUUGUCGCCCAGACUCCGUAACCUUUGGUUAUAACUACAGUCGAACCCCGCUAUUUCGAACUCGGUUAAUUCGAAGUCCCCGCUAUUUCGAAGGAAGAUCGAAUUCCCUUGGAUUUGCCCUUAUGUUUUCAGUCAUUUACUAUCAGCUAUUUCGAACUCGGUUAUUUCGAUUUCCCCGCUAUUUCGAACUCAUCGUUCUUUCCCUACACCUAAAAUCAAUCCCAUUAUUUCGAACUUGUCAAAAGAGCACAGCUGGAAACGUAUUGCAUUUUAUUUGAGCUCGUGUUGCGUAAUUUAUGACUUAACAAUGCUUGACUCUCCUGCAGAGUCCCGCUAAGAAAUUCCAGCUGGGUUAUUCAAUUACAACAACGAAACGCACUGGUAGUGAACUGUUCUUCUGGCUGAAAUACUCAUGUAUGAACUCUGCCGUCUCUAUUCUGAUCAUUCGACAUUGUAAAGUAAUGUUCUGAAUUUUCUUUUUUGAUUACAAACGUAUUUUAUUAAAAGGGAUUCAUUGUUACGAAUUUUACUUUUCCCCAGUUAUUUCGAAACCCCGCUAUUUCGAACUUUUUUCCAUUUCCCUUGGGACUUCGAAAUAGUGGGGUUCAACUGUACGUAGUUACUAAGAAUAAAUGGAUUAAAAUCUAGUUUUGCAUUCAUUGCAUUACUAUGUCUAUGAUGCUCCUUGAAACAAAAAGUAUUGCGAAGUAUAACUCCAAAAGUCAAGAAAGACUUGUGACAAAACUUGCGUAUCCUUAUUCCGUAAUACGCUCAAUCGAAACCACCCUAAACUGAUCUAUUGUGUCCACCCAGACCAAACAGCUUUCUUUGUUUACGUCCAGCCAGCUGAGUCAAGGACUUGUAUAAGGAGGCCUACACAUAAAUACACUGAUCUUAUAGCUAAGUACAGUCCACUGAACAGAGUUGUCGUUGUCACUUGCAACAUGUCCGCAGAGGGGAAGACAGUGUUUGAAGCAUCUGUUACCGGAACUUUUCCAUCGAAGAAUAACGGAACCGUCCCUGAGGUUUGCCAUUUCUUUGCUUUUGCGUGUUUAAAUACCGUGUUUUCGCGAAACCCAGGUCUGACUUGAUAAGUGUUGGCAAGAUCUGAGGAAGAGAUUAGUAGAAUUAAUGGCACAGCUGAUCUCACGUUAGCAAUUAGGAAGUUUCUUUCUUUAAAUGUCAGUAACAAAAAAUAAGCGACAACAUUGGAAGACCAAGCGCUAAAGUAAUUAGCUUUUACAGUGUAUGUGUUCUGUGAAAAACGAAUGACAGGAAAUACAUUUGUUAUAAAACAGCGAAAAAGUAAGCUUUCUUGGUUCAAACUAUAUGAGUACUGACAGUACUCCGGUAAGCGUUACUAGUUUCUGUCUGGACUCGGACUUCAUAUCUUAAUUUUUACAUUUUUUCCCCUAUCAGGCAUAUAAGAUCACAGUUCUGUACUCUGAUGGGAGCAAAAUGGCCCUUCGGAAAACAUAUGACGAUUUCAUUGAGUUGCAGGUACGUUUCGGUUGAUCGAUUUGAAAUACGAAUUAACUCAAUGUUUCAAGGUUCCACUCCGAAAUCAUAUUCAAGUUGUAUAGUGAUACUCAGUAAUAAAACUGAAUUUAUUGAAGAUGAUAACUGAUAUUUAGCCUGUUUUUGUAAAAAGUAACAGCUCGCCAGUUUGCAUUCUUUGUACUGGAGAGUAUUGUACUUUACUGAUCACCUUGGGUUUAGGUCCAGACAUUGAAAGGGAAGGCAGGCGUUAAGUCUGUAAGCAAAUUUAAGAAUUGUAGUACUGAAAACUACAUGUAUACUAAUUUCAAAUGCAUACAGUUUACUAGAUUUUCGUAAAUUAAAAUUGAGAACCAUUUAAACAUGCCAAACAGCAACGGUACGUACGUACCACGGCAAGAAAUAUGGCAUUCACCGUCUCGAAAACCCUCGGUUAAUUUUCGAAAACGCGGCAUUUUGCUAAAAUUCUCUCGCCUUUUCCGGUCGUAAAAUCCACUCUUUUCCCGUCGUUUUCUGGCCGGUAAAUUUGAGUAUUCGUUCCAUUAUCCGAUAGUUUUCAGGCUCAGUUAACACCAGGAAAACGCUUGUUUUACUGGCGUUAACCGGACCGUUAACGCACGGCUAAUACAAGCAAAACACACGGAAAACAUACGGUUAACACAUGAGGAACGGAUCGUAUUCCGUUGUUCACCGCUGUUUUCCAUUGACUUAACAUCGCGUUUUUUGGUGUUUUCAAGUGGCAAAACAAAGAAUUCACAGACGUUUUCCGUCAUUUUGCGUGAGUUUUCUCGCGUUUUCUGGGGCAGCGAACAACUAGAAAAUGCCGGAAAACAGCAUGUUCCCCAACGUUCACCCAUCGCUUAAUGAGAUGUUUUCCAUCGUUUCAAAACUUUUUUCUCCAGGAAAACGCGCCGUUUUCAGUAUCGAAUGCGCUUAUUUUCUCGCAUCUUCUACGUUUCCAGUGUGAUCUUAUGCGGGAAUGUAACUUAGUCCUUUAUUCACUGGUGUUUUCGUUCAAAAUUUAACAUUCGUUGUUGCAGUUUUGUUUUUCCCGGCACCCGCCAUAGGUGCUUUAAACGACAAAUAAAUACUUCGAUUCUCUCCCCGAUAUCCCUCAAUGGAAACAAGUAAUGAAAAGCUCUCAAUGUACUUCUGAACUCUUUUAUUAUCAGCAACUCAACUCAUCGUCUGCAGUACAGAAUGCCUCUAAUUGAUUAUGACCACUCCACAGUAAACUAAAACUACUAUUUAUAAAAAUGCAUUCAAUCAUAGAUAAGAUAUUCACAAAAUUCUGUUAUCAAAUGAAUAUGGUCAGUACAAUUCAGAACACUCUUGGAAAUAUAUCUACUGAUAACCAACUGAUCCAAAUAAGAACAGUAGGGAGAUUUCGAUGCUAACUGCUAACGAGUAAGGCAUGUACAGAUUAAUUUCAGUCAACAUUCCACUCGCAUACAAAUUGUUUUUCUGUAGUAAAGUUUCUAUUUAUACUCACAAUUCUAUUCAAUACGAGUACACAUUGACCUUAAAACAAUACUGUUUCCAAGGUCAAAAUGAAGUUGAUCCACUCCUUAGUUUAAUAAGUCCAUGUGUGCUCGUACUGAGUGGAAUUUUGAGUGUAUUUCCUUUAAGGAUGAGUACUCUCUCGGUUUGCUGGUGAAAAUCACCUGGAAUAUAGUUAAUUGGUAAUAUCCAACUAGUGGUCUAUUAUCAAUGUCACAUUCUGAUUGGCUGAGCUACUACUAGGUUAUAUGUUAUAGCCCACUAGUAGCGAAAAGCGCCGGCUUUGAAACCAAAACAAUGGCGGCUGGACAAUGUUUUUUGCUAGCUAAACUUGCUUUGUCUCGAUAUUUUGGACCAACUAGCUGGAUAUUACUAAAACAAUAAAUUCUUCCUCUCGCCCUCAUGGCCUCUGAGUCAAUAGCUCAUUUGGGCUUGAGGAAUAAUUGUUAAAUAUAUGUCGACCAGUGGAACCCCAAAUGGCAAUAGCACACUGUUAAAGAAAUUUCAAGUGCCAUAUUUGUUUUGAAAUAAGUCUUGAAACAAGGUUUUCCCUGAUUUACUUUUAAAAAUGUAUUGAAGCUCCACUGUUAUCAAGCAUUAAAAAAUGAAAAGAACUACAAUUUAAUGGCCCAGAGCAAUGACUCAGGAACUUCAUUACGGCCUCUUGUUCUUGGAGGACCAACCCUUCUGUUAACAGACUGCCUUUUUUGCUGGUUGGACAUACUUCUUCUAUAGUGAGAGUCUAAAUUGUGAAAAAAACAUGGAAACCUCCUCUGAUCUCCACUCUAGGGGCCUUGUUCUGAGAACAUCACCCUCCUCAUCUGACUCAUCAGACGGAAUCAAGGCUGAAUGUAGGGCUUCUAAGACUGGCAUCUUCUUCUCAUCUUCUGUAACUACUUUUCGUCUUUUCUCAAGUUUCUGGGUGAAAUAAUAUAGAAAUCAAUUAAUUUUGAUAGAUUUGUUUUUAACUUUCAGAGCAUCUGUAGUCAAGAGAAAUAUUCUCAUUGAAAAACCAGUAGUGGUCACUGAUCUGUAGCUGUCACAUUUAGUGAGGCUUAAUCCUUUUCCCUUUAAUUAAAUUAUUCACAAAUGCUACCAACUGAGUAAUGCCACUGGAUUGUGUUCUAUCCGUGGAAUCCCUUCUUUAAAACAACAUGUAAUACUGUUUGAAUAUACAUGAUGUGAUGUACAGCUAGCUUUAAACUUGUGGAGUCAGAUGGCUUGUGAUUAAUUGAUCACAAAAGUGUCGUUAGGUGAUAAUGAAGGCUGAUAAUUUACAUAAUCCAUGUUCAAGAGUUCUGUAAGAAGGUUGAACUGCUUUUUUAUAUCACUCUGUAAUCAUUGUUGUGCUGGCCCCAUGAAUAAAUUUUUGACAAGCUUGCAAGCGCUGACUUAAUAAGUCGCCAUUAUUGCACGACUGUUUCAUGGUUGCAUUAGGUAAGUCCAAUUUUGGUCAAUUGCCACCAAGGAGAUACUUUAAGAUAAGAUAAAGGAUGGUAAAUUUUCACUCAAACAGUUCGGUGUGGAUUUGGGGUUAGUUUAACGGUGCUGUCAUGUUUUUUUUUUUGGGCAGCAACUCACGAGGAAACAAGCAAAUGCUUGUAGCCUAGUAGUCGCUAUUUUGUGAUGAAUAUAUUAAUUUUGUUGUUAUCCCUCGUUGGGCUUCCUUCUCGUUUGACCUCAACUGCAGAAGGGGCUCAAGAAAUGCAAAAAAAUAUAUGAAAAUUAUUUGAGUAGUAAGAAAAAUUGUUCCAUUCUGAUCAGUUUUUGUAAUUCUUACCUACAUUUUUCAACAUCAACAAACAUUUUGUUAUUCAUCACAAAAUAUCGUGGCUAGUACAGGCAUUUGCUUGUGAGUUAAUUUGUUUUUCCAUUUUCCCUUAUGUGCUUUGCAAUGCUACUUGACCUUACAGUUGAAAUUAUUUAUAACUUAACGAUAAAAGAAGAGCUUAGUGGCAAAUACUUAUACAUAUCAAGUGAGUCAUAACUUUGUUGAAAAAUGAUAAGCGUGAAAAAUGUUGGAAACAAUUUACAAUACUGAGCAGAAAGGAACAAUAAUAAUAAUUAUACUACUUAUAUAAUUAUGUAAAAUAAUUUUUGGCAUUUCUCAAAAUCCUUAUGCAGCCAAGAUCACAAGAGAAUGAAGCCCACAGGAGGGAUCGACAACAAAAAAGAAACACUGGUACAUCACAAAAUAACGUAGGCUGCUUGAAAUUUUUGCUUCUUUCCUUGUGAUUGGCCACCAGAAAAUAGGUGACAAUGCAGUCCAGAAAACUAAUUUCACCCCAGAACUACAAUGAACCUUUGGAGUGAAAAUUUCUUAUCUAUUAUCUUCUCUUAAAUUAUCUUUUUUAGACAGGUACUCAAGCAAAAUUUGGACUUACCUAACCAAGAAACAACAGCACAAUAAUGGCAACUUAAGUCGGCACACUUCCAAACUCGUCACAAAUUUUUUUGCAUAGCACCCCACAAUGAUAAGUUCAGAUAAAAAAAGGUUCAACCUUCUUACUGAACUCUUGAACUUGGAUUCUGUAUAUUAUAUUAUCUGCCUUCGCACCCACCUAACAAAGCAUUUGUGAUCAGUUAAUCACAAGCUAUACAACUCCACAAGUGAUCUUCCAUACAUUGUGUUGCACACAUGUAGCACCUGGGUUUGCUUUCCCCCCAACCCCCCUCCCCCGGGGUGAUUCUCAAUUUCCUUUGUCUCUUGGGGCUAGGAGACAAAGGAAAUUGAGAAUCAACCAGAGUUAAAUCAAGAUUAAUCUGAAAACAAAUUUGACCCAUAACAAUAUGCUCUGCAUGAAUUCUCCAUCAAUGUAAAAGGCCACUUAAAGGGGCACAGUCAGCUGAUGCACAUGCACAUUACAUACCAAUUCUUCGCUGCUUUGCACAUCACAAGAUGCGCGUGAAACAGAAAGUGAGAAGCGCAUCCGGAAUAUCUAAACAAACCUUGUGGAGUUUAACUAAUAUUGUAAGUCAAAAUCUUAGUUAUAGACUCUAAGUCAUAUCAGAGCACUCAUUUUUUUAUAUGCCAUCAAAAAUUCACCAAUGCACUUGUCCAGGGAAAGCUAAACAUUGAUGAAUACUUCUGAAUUUGAUGAAUCAGUACGUUGAGACAGCUUGAUUGUACCUUUCUCCAUCAAUUUUCCAAAUAUUUGUAAUGAUGAUUUGCUCUGCAGUGUUAUUGAUUCAUUUCUCUUGUCAUUUUGGUACACAAAGGGGAUUUCUUCCGUCCAGCACCUACACGUUUUCCACCUCUUCUUUUUACGUUCCUUUGGAUACUGUGUUUAACCAAAUAAUUAUGAUAAAAAUUAAUAAUGUUUUAGGAUGCAUAAAAGUUUGCUGAGUCAGAAAGAGGUUUUCAGAAAAAAGAUAGAGGAUCGAAUGAAAAACUACGCCAGAUUAAAGUGGAUUUCUAGAUGUAUCUGAUGUGUACAUUUGAUUUUGAGUUGAGGUAAAUCUUUUUCAAACUGGGAAAAGUAGUGUCCAGGUCAGUGUGGGCCAAUAGGCGACUGUGUCCCUUUAACUGAUCUUUUUACCAGCAGCAUUGGGUUAUCUGUAAUAUUUAGAACUUGUGAGACUGAUCUGCCUUGGUUAGUUUAGCUAGCUGCAGGUCAGCCAGGAUUGAUUGUAAAAAUGAAUACUUUGUCAUAUAACAAAUAAAUGAUCAUGUCCAAACUUGUUGCCUCACAUACAUGUUACAUCUGCAAAAACAAACUCCCACAAAAAAUUUGUGCCACAAGGUACGGUAAGUUCUAUCUUCCAGAGCCGGUCAUGUUGAAACGCAGACCAUGCAAACUGCAGACUGCAGACUGUGCAGACUGGAUGUUAUUUUUUUUACUUGUACCUUAAUUUUCUAGUAAAAUGUUUACUAUAGUUCCUGCAGGAGCGAGCACGAUGGAGGAAGGUAAGCUGUUUCUUUCUGUAACUGUAUUAUAUUGCCACGAUUAUUUAAUUUUUUUAAGUAGAAGAAGCUUUUCAGUUCAAGUUAAGUGACUUAAAAUAAAACCCUUUUCGGCUUCCUACAAGGGCUACGAGAGACAUUUCCUCAAUUUCCUUGAUUGUUGAUGAUUGUCUUUAGUUUCACUCUGUAAUUCAAACCAGUGAUUUGCCACCAUUUCUUCAAAUCCAGUACAGAUACCGAUGUUAUCGUUGUUAGCUCAGAAGAUUCGGCUAAGACUUUGGUUUAUGUAUUUUUUUUAUUCGAUUCCCAAGAGUGUCCUUCUUGGCUGGUUUUCACUCGGGGAUCAACAUUAUUGUAUUUGCUCCAUGCAUUCACGCCAAUAAGUGGUAGUGGUUUAAAACCGACAAUCUUGUCCGAGUAUCAUGGUUCUUGUUUAUGCAGUUCCAAAACUAAAUAGUUCAUUAGUAACAAAUGUAUUAUUUGUACGACUCGAAGAUGUGGAGGGGGCUUGAAUGCACCGUGUAUUUUAGGCAUAUUUUGUCUUAAUUUUCAUUGAAUAUUAUCUGUGAGAAGUUAAAGUCGCUGCCCUUCUCCUCUUAAUUCUGACCCUUACGGAACCGCCAAAUACGAGGAAAUCAGAAUAUUUCUAAGGUAGAUAUACCGUUGAUUUUAUUUACACAUUUUAAAGGAAGGCCCAUCUCUCAAACGUCUCGGUUUGAUAUUCCGAGCUACCAACAACGACAUCGGUAUCUGUAAGAUUUGAAGAAAUGGUGGCAAGUCACUGGUUUGAAUUACAGAGUGAAACCAAACAAGACGAUCAUCAACAAUCAACGAAAUUGAGGAAAUGUCUCUCUCGUAGCCGUUGUAGGAAGGGUUUUAUUUUAAGUCACUUAACCUGAAAGAGCUUCUUCUACUAAAAAAGAUUUAAAUAAUCGUGGCAAUAUAAUACAAUUACAGAAAGAAUCAGCUUACCUUCCUCCAUCAUGCUUGCUCCUGCAUGAAGGCGGCGCAGCUAAAAGUGUGCGAAACUGCCUUUACAUCUUCCGGUAAACAUGAGCCCACGAUUUUCUCAUUUCUUAGCCAUGACCCUUGCAGGUACACAUCGGUGCACAUAUGAUAGUGAUGCACAGUACAGAUAAUGAGAGGAAGCGGGAAACUAUGGUAAAAAUUUUACUAGAAAAUUAAGGUACAAGUAAAAAAAAAUAACACUAAGUCUGCACAGUCUGCACGGUCUGCAGUUUGCAUGGUCUGCAUUUCAACAUGACCGUCCAGAGCUAUUCUCUUGUCCCUUCCAUGAAAGUCUCCUUAGGUACAGUUGUAUUCCGGAUUCCGAAUUUCACUAUUCCACAUUCCCCACUGUAUACGUAGCUUUCUGACAAAUCCUCGACUUGCAUUCAAUUUCGAGAUCAAUUCCUUACAACAUAUGCUAAAAGAAGUUAAAGAUCUUACCCUAAUUGUCUUGAAACCUUCAGUUAAGAACUGGCGCUCCUUUUCCUCUUUCUAGACGCUUCUUCGGUCGAAAACUUUUCACACAGCUCGUGUACAGCUUGACGGUAAGUCUGUUGACGUCCUCUUCUUUCUCCGUUCUCUCGGCCACUUGCGUUCUCAAAACCUUGCUUCCUUUAAUCGUGGCUUGUAAUAACAAGACGUAACGGUCCGAAAGAGAGAUUUCUUGGCCAAGAUCGACCGCGGACAUGGCAGCGAAACAACAAAAACUCGAAAUUCCCGCCGCCUUCUUCGAAAAACGCGGACUUUGAGGUCAUGUGAUCUUGUUCUUUUGUGUCACUCAUGAUGUCGAGGCUACGAGCCCGGUUACUAGGGAAACAGAAAUGGUCUGUUCCAUUGCGUUCCUCGCGGCAGAAAUAAGAGAAGCCUCUGAAUGAUUUUACAUGCCUUGAGUUUGUUUCAAAAACAACGACGAUUACGACAGACCUCUAAUAAGUCUUAUUAAGUCAAUUUCCGUUGUAAUAUUCACAGACACCGGUUUCUUGCCAAAGUUGUUGCUGGUAAGAUAAUCAAAAUAAAGCUGAGGGAAUUCUUGGCAGGAAAUGUACCCAAAUAAAACACGGCGGUCAACGGCCUGUUUACAGGUUGCUGAUAACGAUGGUAAAAUGAGUUGCAAAACACACUAUUGAAUCGCGUUUGCCAGCUGUGCUAGAAAACGUGAAAUGAAUGGCAUGUUUUCCUGGUGUUACCGCCGGUGAAUGUUGAGUUUUUCCGGGAGUUUUCCUUGUGUUACCCGAAGUCGGAAAAGGAUUUAGGAACGUGAUAUUUUCACGGCAUUAACCGUUUGGUUAAAUUUCCGGUUAACGAGAGAAAACGAGCUGUUCAACCCCGUUUUCCAUGUGCUGGAUAAUGUGACAUGAACAGCAUAUUUUCCCUCUGAUAAGUGAUGGCAAGAGACUAUAAAGGGGACAGAGAGGGCAUCCCCCAUAUACACCCUCUUCCACAGGUAAUUCGUCUCGAGUUAUUUUUAACACCACAGAUCUCAAAGGGGAUUAGACAACAGCCAAUCACAUAGCGCGAAUGUGUUCCGCGUGGAUGACCCACGCUGAGAGCCACGCGUCCUUCACGAAAUGACGCAGAACAAAAUGGGGGAAGACGCGGAGAGCGAUUUUGCUAUUCCUUUUGUCGACGAAAACGACUACAGCGAGAUUUCUGCAAAAGCUGUGUCAGCGAAACCGAAAUUAAAAAAGAAUCGCCCUUCCUCUCUUGUGUAGAGCUAACAGUAGAGCAGGGAAAUCCUCAACACACUGAAUAUUCUCUCAGGAUCAUUUAUAAUUUACAGUUUGAAGAGAGCAAUUUCUGGUUUGAUGUUUAUUUUUUUCAGUCUUUAUAGCGAUUAUUCCUACCCACUUACUUUGUCAAUUGUAGGCGAACCCUCCUAAAGCUGAAUUUCAAGGGACCAUAUUCAAGCUCAGAAAGAGAAAUAAAAUUUCGUCGUUGCUUAUUUACGUCCUCCAUAAAACGCGAAAUUAGGCAUUUUCACGUCGUAGUCGUGCAAAAACGGGAAAGAAAUGAACAAAAAAGUGUGUUGCACGUGCGAAGUUGUUGUUUUGCUAAUUAAACCUAUUGUUUUUUUGAAGUUCUAGUUGUCGUCCGCGUCGUUGGAUCUUAAACUCCCUGAAUUGUACAAACGACCGGUUUCAACAGACCGGCGAAAUUUCUCAUUUUAUUAAAGCACUGAGGUUACGACAACUUCGAGUUAAACUGAUUUUACGGGUUGUCAAAGAGUCCAGCGAUUCCUUUUUCCCAGGUGAGCACCGACUCAUUUCGCUUCAAUAUUCAGGAAUGCUCUUGAUCUUUUUACGCUUUCAUUGCCUCUCGCCCGACAUGUUUUGCACGGCGUUUGGUCAUGCGAAACCUCCACGGAACAUCCACGCCUCGCGCGAGGUAGCUUUAUCCCGAUUCUAAAAAUAACUCGAGACGAAUUACCUAUGGAAUAGGGUGUAUAUGCGGGAUGCCCUCUCUGCCCCCUUUAUAGUCUCUUGGUGAUGGUGAAUGGCAAGUUGUCCUUGUCUUUUCCGAAGUUGGAAAACGAGUCACGAACGCGAUAUUUUCCUUACAUUAACCGUUUGGUAAAAUGUCCGGUUAACGAGAGAGUCGAGAGAAAGCGCACUGUUCAACCACGUUUUCCGUGUGCUGGAAAACGUGAAGUAAACAGCAUAUUUUCCUGGUGUUAACGGAUUGUGAACGCCGAGUUUUUCUUGCGAAUUCCGAAAUGAGAAAACGGAUCGUGAACGUGGCAUUUUCAACACAUUAACCGUUUGGUAAAAUCACCAGAAAAGACGAGAUUUUGUGCCGUGGGUUAAUUUCAUCAAAACUUCAAUUCUUCAAUUCUCACAGUCGUAUGUACUGUUAAUACAGUCGAUAGCUGUCAGAGAAUCUCUGCAGAAAAGAAGAAUUAAAUGCGCAAAUUUUGAACAGGAGAUUGCUUCAAGCGCUAUGUCAUUUCGGUGUGUUACUCAAAAGCUCAACAACCAAACACUCUUACGCUGGGACCACUUAACCGUCGUCUAGCUCUCGAGAAGCUGGGUAAAACUGCGUUGUUCAGGCCAAUUAACGAUUCAAUACAAGGGCACUUCAAGCGUGAGGGUACCGUCUGAUGUUACGUAACAUGACGGCACGCGUAACAAGGUUUGGUAUCGUAUUACAUAAUAUCAUCAUGAUUGCUAAUGUAAGGACAUGCACCAGAAUCCGAGUAAAACUGAGAUUCAAGAAGAUAAUUACUGGAGAGUAUUGGACUUUACUGAUCACCCUGGGUUUAGGUCCAGACACUGGUAGGGAAGGCAGGCGCUAAGUCUGUAAGCAAAUUUAAGAAUUGUAGUACUGAAAACUAUAUGUAUACUAAUUUCACAUGCAUACUGUGUAAAAUAGAUUUUUCGUAAAUCAAAAUUGAGAACCAUUUAAACAUGCCAAACAGCAACGAUUAAUGUCAUCAUAACUUCAGUUCUUCAAUUCUCACAGUCGUAUGUACUGUCAUUACAGUCAAUAGCUGUCAGAGAAUCUCUGCAGAAUGAGAAGAAUUAAAUGCGCGCAUUAAAGUUUGAGUGGUUACGAACUUGAACAGGAGAUUUCUUCAAGCGCUAUGUCAUUUAGGUGUGUUACUCAAAAGCUCAACAACCAAGAACUCUUACGCUGGAACCACUUAACCGUCGUCUAGCUCUCGAGAAGCUGGGUAAAACUGCGUUCUUCAGGCCAAUUAACGAUUCAAUACACGGGCACUUCAAGCGUGAGGGUACCGUCUGAUGUUACGUAACAUGACGGCACGCGUAACAAGGUUUGGUAUCGUAUUACAUAAUAUCAUCAUGAUUGCUAAUGUAAGGACAUGCACCAGAAUCCGAGUAAAACUGAGAUUCAAGAAGAUAAUUAUACGCAAACCCCCCUUCAGUUUUCAAUACACGAGGGAGCCCUAUCUCAUUUUAAUGAUGUCCAUUGCUUACCGCUUCCUGUGACGACAGACAUUUCCUGACCAGUUUGUUUCCCAUGCAGUAGUCACUCAUAAAGAAUGCCGAGAGAUGGAGGGAGCAAGAAGUCACUUAUUAAUAAAUGCUCCUGACUAAAAAAGGCGAGAAGCUGUUGGAUUGAAAUGUGUCAGUUAGUUAUGUAGUUAUUGCUUCCAUUCCCAAUCAAACUAGCUUAGCUGGAAAAAUAUUAAUUCUAAACUGAUACCACAGUCUGCGUUUUAGCAAACACUGACGAAUAGAAAUCUACCGGCCUCAAUUGGCUGGGGAAAUAAAAUUUUAAGUUAUGUUUUUGGAGUGUUGCUGUUCGAUUUGAUUUGUAAUCCAUUUUAACUACGCUUUCAUGCUUCCGCUCCGCCGAGUGCUCCAUUGUAUCAACACUUAUUUUAAAGUGUCUUUAGUGCACGCUGUUAUUCCCGUCUAUUAAGACGUCGGUUCACUUAUUUCAUUUCGAUCAUUUUCGCUGCUGGUGGAUAUGAGUAAAUUAUGUUAUUUCUGAACUAUAACCAGUACAAAAAACUGUAUGUUCUAUAACAAACUACAGCUACAGUUAGUAUGAAUAAUACUGAAUAAUAUUAAUAAUAAUAAUAAUAAUAAUAAUAAUAAUAAUAAUAAUAACAAUUAUAAUAAUAAUAAUAAUAACUAAUAAGCGAAUGCGAAUAGUUACUAUCAUUGCACUGCGGGUUUCUCACAAUUUUAAUUAGAUACAACUUGACCUGAUUUCCGUACAAAACUUCCAUCCUCCAUUCAUAUAUCCCCAGAAAGUUCUUCUUGCUGUGAAAAUUGUAAGCUUAAGCCCUUUUAAAAUUUCCUUUAAUUUCAGGGCACGGUUUAUGACUUACUCAAGCAAAAGGGUGGUUAUUCAAAGAGGACUGCAAAAUCUCUUGUCAAAAGCUUACCAGGUAUUCUUCGCGUGGUAUUGGUAUGCUUAUUAAUCAUUGCCGCUCGAUUGACUGUAGAUUUAAAAUCUUGCAUCCAAAUACUCUGAAGGUAUCAAAAGAUUGUUUAAGCAUCAUGAAAUAGUUAUUUUAGAUGAAAUUGAAGACUUUUUUCGAAUACAGGGUUCAUGACCUAAGUUUUAUCACUAUUUUCCCUUCGUUUUAUCAACCACAGACGUUCAAUGCCGAGGCGAAAUCCAGCGCAGUAGUUUGUUCAAUUUUGUAAAACCCAUUUUUCUUCAAAAGUCUAUUCAAAUUGUUUAUAACAAAGCAGUCCUAAGUUUUUGAAGAGCUCAAGCAUCACCUAAAGUAAAUGCAGAUUCAACCAUUUUCAAAUAUUUUUUACACAGUUUAAACGUCUUAACUGCAACUUUCGUUUCUCUUUCAUUUUAUUUUUUUCCAAUUUAUAAAAACGAACAUCAUAUUGUAUUAAAUGAGACACAAAUCUUUCUCUUCAACUUAUCGAACAUUGAACAUGUUACAACUCGUAAAUUGCUGUUACUGUACCUUAUAGUGUCUUUGUUGUUUUUUUUAAUUUCUUUUUUUCCUAUGUAUUUUUGUCACCAUUGUUAUUGUCAAUAAAGUGCUAAAGAAAUUAAUUAAAAACUAUUUUUGUUAAAAAGUUAGGAGUAUAGUUUAGUAAAUAAAAUGCACGUUAGGUGAGGCCCUGUGUUCACAUCGUUUUUACAUCAUUUAGUUGAUAAGACUUUCCUUUUCUUGGCAGAGUUGAAAAAUUCCUUCUCCCAAAGUCUUUUCAAAGAGGACGAUUUGAAAAAGAUUCAGAGGCUGGAAAAGUUUAUAAAGGUAAAAACAUAGGUUGGUUAGGAUCAAAGGAAAAUUUUUUUCUGUGGGGUGUGGAACAAAGAACAUCGGCACCAUACAGAAGUCAUAUCGACAAGCGACUCAAAAGCUAAAACAGAAUGCGACGUGCAGGCCAGGGUUCCAUUUUCUGUACUCUCUAUGAAACGGAUAUCUUUCAAACGUCGGAAGCUCAGCUAACUGCCGGCUCCAGCUAAUGAGCUGAGCUUCCCGUAACCUACAUCGAUCCUAGAUUACCACUAAACCGGUAUUGCUAAUUUCAGAAAACAAUAAACAUGAAAUGUGAUUUGGCAGUAUCCUUUAUGCGUAUAACACGCCUGGAAAACUGUUUCAGUUAUUUUUGCUCAUUUUACCAGGAGAGUCAGGACUACUCCCAUGCAGUUUCUGUUGUUAAAGUUUUCAAUAGUGGGAUUAUCACCCAGUUAGAUAUAUAAACUGGAAAUUUAACUUAGUUAUGUGAGGUUUAUAAAGGUGGACAGAAACCGGGCCGAAUCGGAUUAUUAUAGACCGUCCUACCUUAGUGUUUCAGACAAAACCUUUCCUACAUCAUGACUCUAACAACAACUCUUUUUGUAUUCGUAGGAUUUGCUCAUCCUUCCAGCUGUGGUCCGAAAUUCAGAAAGCGUCAACAAAUUUUUUGGUGUCUUUUUGGAAACAACAGCCACAUGUGAAAGGUUUGGCCGAAGAAAGUUACCUUUUUAACUAAAGAGUGACUGGAACAUUAAAAUCUAAUGAUACAUUUUGUUUUUAGGUCAAAAAACGAGGAAGAGUUAAAAAAAGUCAUUAAAGUGGUCGAAGUUUUAAGUGGUACGUAAAUUUUAUGAUUAAUAUCCAAUUUCCACCUUCUAUCCAUCCAUCCAUCCAUCCAUCCAUCCAUCCAUCCAUCCAUCUGUCAGUCUGUCGGUCCGUCCGUUCAUUCAUUAUUCAUUCAAUCCGCAUCCAAUUCUUAGAUAUUGAAUUGAAUUGUCGUUUAUGACCGUUUAUGGUAUUUCCUCUUUCAAUAAAAAGCCAUUGUCCUCUAAACUAUUCUUAAACCUUCCAUUUUUAGGACGAGAUCCUCUCCGAACCUUACCAAGGAGUCUAAUAUUUUCACACGACCUUAAGUCCAAAAGCAAGAGUCCUCCACGACCCGGUCUGUUUGGGAGAACAAUUUCUGAGCCAGGUAUCAGGGCAAACACUACUCGUGCACCAGUCUUGACAAAGAGAAAGUUUAGCGUUGGUGUUGCCAUUACCGAGAUGUAUAAGGAGAACUUAAACUUUAUUUUAAACAUGACCCAAGCGGAACAUUCGCAAAGUGCUGAUGCGCCGCGCAUUCAGCCGCCUAGCGAGACGAAGGAGAAUCACUCCAGAGGUGAAGAUACCAGUGGAGAUACAGAAGAAACCAUAUCUGGAAUAGAGGAGCAUUGUAUCCACAUGAAAUCAGCUCAAAGUGAAAAUAGCCCCAGAGGAACAAAGUAUUUGGCUAUCUCGUCAUAUGUUGCGGAGGAAAGCGGAGAGGUAUCUCUUCAACCCGGAGAAGAAGUCGUAGUCUUCGAGAAACUUUCCAGUGGGUGGUGGUAUGUGAAAAAGGAAAUGGAAGAGGGAUGGGCACCAAGAACAUUUCUUGAACCAGUUCAGGUACUCGGGUCAAAAUCUCCCGAAACACUGGAUCUGUCUCAAUGCAAAGAAAUAUUGGAUGGUAUUUGGGAAGGAACAAUCGUGAGAGAGAGUGAGAUGGGAUUCCAAGUGCAAGAAAAACAGAAGGUACUUCAUCUCAUCAUUGGUCAAUUAUGUUGUCCUUCUCAUAAAAUGCCAUAAGAGUUUAUUCUCUUCUUGGAAAGUUCUAAAACGGUUUCAGUUUUUUGAGUGAUUUGUAGUGAAUAAUCUCCUUAUCAUUUACCAUUUUUAAUCGGCUGAGUUCAGUUUUUCUGUCAAUCCCUGUAGCAAUUGAGUGUAGGGCAGUAUCGAGAGCAAGGGCAAACGUGAAAGACAACGAGUGUAGAACUUAACAGAAGUGGGAGCAUAAGGCAAAACAGAGAAAUUAAAAACCAACCCACCAGUUCCAAUGCCAGCUUCCAAUGUCUACAGUAUUCUGGAAAGCUUAUCAAGUCACACACGAAAAAUUCUCCAGGCUGGUAUGAGCACCUGUUCGUACUGCUACUGGUAGAGAUAGCUAUCCAACAGGAGCCAUCGACUUUCAAGAUUUGCGUGGCAUAGAUUCGCUUCAAAAUCGUCUUUUUUCUGUGUGAGCAAAAGCCCAAUUUGAUAUGGUUUUCGGAAGCAGGGUAUAGAUAGGCUUAGUAGAGGGUCUGAAUGGUGGGGUCCACUUAUCGCUUGUCGGUUAAAAUUUAGUUACUUUGUCGGUAGUCAAAUUUUUCUUUCAAAUUGUGUCGGUAGCCUCUGUCCAUCGAGCGUUCUAUCGAAAUUUGAAACACUUUCCUCAAACUCCUUUGACAAAUCAGUGGGCGACAAGGGGCGAAAUGUGUGCUGGAAGGUUUCCGUAGUCUUUACAUUAAGGAUAACUUUUUCGUUGAAUCUUGUGCCUUAUUAUACAACUGUGUCUAAGAACAUCGUCUCAGUGAAUUUCGGUGGUGAAUUUAAUAGUAGGACCAUCAUGUAAGUUUGCUUCUUCGAAGAAAGUUACGAUGUCUGGUUUAAAGACGGUUUUGCUUCUAGACUUUGUUUUUCAAUAUAUGGCAUGAAAAUGUUGACAUAGGAAACUGCUGUGCUUGUGCCCAUCGCGAGGACCAUCGGGGUACAGUGGGUUUGUAAGUAGAGCUUUCCAUUGAACUAAAAAAAAAUUCCUUUCAGUAUUAAUCUAAGCACUUCAGUCGCAGGUAAUGUGUAGGAAUAGGCGGGUUGCUUUGUAGAAAUUUUCAUACGCUCUGCAAACCGAUUUCAAUACCCUCGUUUUGUGGUAUAUUUGUAAAAAGACUUGUGACGUGGUAUCUUUGGUUACUUCAUAGAAAGGUAGAAAAAAUACAAUAUACUCUUCUCUCUGAAAGAAAAUAUAGAUAAUGUCAGUCCAUGUUAGUAGUCGGUUAAUAUUUUUCCUGUCGGUGGUCGGUGAUAUUUUGUGCCCUUGGUCGCUAGUCGGUUAACCCCCUUCACACCCUCUUAGUAAAUAUCACAAACGUAAUCGAUCAAAAUAUAAUGACGUAAUAGGGAAAAGUAUAUUUGCAUUUUGGUGGUAAUAGUAACAAUAAAGGAAAUAAACUGCAUUUCUUUUUUCUAAAAAAGAUCUCCAUACUUUAGAAUUUGCAAUAGUGUUCCUAUGGGUCCGGAAAAUUCGUGUAAAGACUAUUAAAUUUCGAAUUUUUAACAACCUAGAGAAGCAUGCAUUAACUAUGAUGAAAUACAAAACUUAAUAACAAAGAAAAGAACGCAGACAAAACCUGAAGUGUCCCUGUUGACAUGUUUAACUUGAUGAUUGAUCAUGCAGGCUCUUCCCGGUUGAUGUGCAUAGCUAAAACUGAGAUUUCAUAGAGGCAUAAUCUACAGUUUAAGAAGCAAUCCCCUAGUUUCGGAUCUCAUUAAAUGUUUGUAUGAAAAUGUUAGAGGACCUAUCAGAAGGCGUGUAGAAAAGCACGAACAUAAUAUCAUAUCUAUAGAGAAUAUAUAUAUAGAAUUUCUAUAUAUAAAUAGAUAGAAGUGCGGAAGUACAUGAACGUGACCAGUAACAAUUAAGUAACGUCAUAGCCUUAAACUCAUUGUUUUUCAAGCUUCCUCAAGAGAAGGCAAAAAGAGGUUAUAAAAGCAGCUGAGCGUUUUUUUUUUUGUUACUUAGUCGCUGAGUCAAACUAGUGAAAACGAGUCACAAGAAACGGAAUCAACUGAGAUGGACCGACGGGUAAAGCUUGUUUCAGUGGAAGGAAUUCAGAAACGCAAGACCCCAGAUAAAAAAUAUGUAAGUACUGCAAACCGGUUGGUUAGUAAAUCACCUAGUGAAUGGCGAAUUCCAGAAUGCCUUAAUCUUGUUUUCAAUAAAAACGGAAUUCAGCAUUAGAAAACCUUAGAAAAUGUCAUUAAUUUUCGUCACACUUUCUGCAAAUAUUUUCCAAUUACCGUCAGAUUGAAAAGGGAGAGUCGGAUCGUUGUUAAUUGGUCCCGCAAUCAGUAGGAUUACCACUAACGAACCGAUAGACCUAAAUCAGUUCAAUUUAUUGUCUUUGAGCUACUUAUCGUCUACCUGUUGUUCGCCUAAGUGAAGUUAACGGCUCGUCAGUAUACACAUACAUUAUUAAGGUCAAGCCAACAAAAAGCGUACACUAAUUAAUUAACUGUAUGCAAUAGCUGCCUUAUUUUUUUUAUUAGAUGUUACUUCUCCUUAUUCAGCAGAUAGUGCUGGAGAACGCCUCAGUGUUUUGUAAAAGGGUUUAAGAAAUAUCCUAAGUGCAAAAUUUUGCUAAUUUGCUCCCGUCUAGGUUUACAUUCUCAAAGUGCUGUGGUCGGACGGAAAUAUUAACAUCAUCUACAGACAGUGCAGUGAUUUCUACUUUCUACAGGUUUGAAACAUAAUAACUGCGUUAGGCGAAGGCGUGGAACGUUUCAUGAAGCUUAUCAAAUUAUAAUUUGGGUCUGAAAGUUGAUCCAAACUCCUUGCAGGGGAAAACUUAACUCAAGACAGACGUCAAACUUUUCAUGAACUUUAGAUCGGCUCAAUUUGGUUCGUCUUAUCAAUGAAAAGUUCGAUGUUAAUGGCCUUAGUUAGUCUUAAAUAAAUUUCUUGUUCUCACUUAGACCAACUUUAGAAGUCGAACUUUUCACGGACCAAUAAAUAAAUGCCACUGAGGCAGAACAAUAGACUUUGCCAUAAGCAUUAUAUUUGGCAGAGUGAACGAGUUUGACUCUUAAACAAGGGCUUGAAACAGACCUUAGAAGGAGCAGUUUCCACUUCAGUACAGACUUUAGAAGGAGCAGUUUCCACUUCAGUACUGGCCAAGUAUCAAACUUCCUGGUUGACGAUUCCAUUGUUGACUUGACUAUUCAUAAUUUAUAGAACAUCCGGUAACAAAGGGCUGAUACUGUCGCCGCCAUUUCUUUUUCAUUGGGAGCUAGUGCCCAGCAAUCAUUUUCACUCCGUUGACAGUUUUUCGAGCGAUAUCACUCAGUUUUCCUUUUCAGACGUUUGAUUAAUUAAAAAAAACUAUCAUAUAUGAACUAUGGAUGCAAAUUUGAAUAAAGAAAUAUUCAUUGCAGCUAAUAAGUAGAUAGUUCAAAUCCAAUGAUCUUCGCUUAACCCGCCAGUUUGAUGAAGUCCGGUCAGCUGUGUUAUUAAGUAGCAUUGACGUCAGAACCUGGUUAUUAUAAGUCUUUAUUUCAUUUGAUUUGUUCCUUAUUGUUGGGAAAUUGAUUGCUUUUAUUAGGAUUUGGGUUUGAAAAAAAUUUUCAACUGCAUUUAAAUCCGUUUCCAAUGCGACACCCAAACUGGGAGCCAAUUUGAAGUUGUUUUUACUAAUUGAUAUAAAGACAUACAUGUACUGAAAAUUCCUCUCAAACCCACUAUAGUUUAUUUCGAGAAAGGCCGUGUCGGGUAAAGUGCACGCGACAACCCCGAAAGGUAUUAUGGGUGGUUUUGAGUCCACUGUAUUGAGAGGUCAUGGAAAUAUGUUUGCGAGUGCUAGAGGAAAGCAACAAAAGUAGAUUCGACAGCUAGAGUGUCAGGGACAGUGUAUUGAGCAUAUUCCAUAUUACCUACCGGGAUUGUCGAUUUCUUUCUUUCUCUAAAUAGCUUCAAACAGAAAUGCGGGCAAUUAAGCUAUCCUUAUACCAGCCGAAAAAGGGAAUAGUAAUAAAUAAUAUCCAAAUGUGUUAGUUGUGAGAAAAUUGAUUAUUUUUCCUAUAGGAAAACCUCAAAAAAGAAUUUCCGAAGGGCACUGGCAAAGAAAUUCCCGUGUUAAAAGGUGAGAAAAUAAAAUGACCUAAAUGCUCCCCAAAUUAAUUCUGUGGUCAUAAUGAAGGGUUUAGUUGCUAAAGAAACUAUGAUACUGCGUUGUUGGGAGAGGAAAUUCGACAAAGGAACUUCAGCUUGUCAAUCUUUUUAAGUUGGCUUUAAAAGUUUUUGACUUUAUUGUCUCAUUUGAUCGACCUAAAAUUUUUGUUUUGGUCAUAACUAGUUAGGUUGGCCAUCAUUAUCAAGUUACAAAACUGAUUCAUCUCAAUACAAUUCUGGUUUGACGUUGAUCUUUUUCAGGAAGAAAAUUUUCUGAAAACUGCGAGUUUUGCUUCAAGGAUGGAACAUGCAAACGAAGACAGUCUUUGAACAAGUUUUUUCACGUGAGUAUAGAAACAAGAUGAAGGAAAAUUGGCCAGUAAAAUUGUGGAAAUCUACUAUUAUAUCUUCGCUAUAAACGCGACUUCCUCACAUCUAAUGGCUUGGUAAAUUAUUAUUUAUCUUGUGAAUUUUCCUAGUUACUAGGAGCUCAAUUUCAUGGUUUUAAUUUGUUCAUACUAAUUUUCCCUUGUUUUUUUUUUCUUUCAUUUUUUAUAAGGACCUUAUCAACGCUCCUGAUGAUAUUUCAAACUGCCAAGCUGUCCUCCUCUUUUGUCGGGCUCGACUCAGUGAUUUGCGCCCUCAUGAAACGUAAGUAACCUGAUUAUUCUGAUGAUCACACGUAGCUUUCUCUCUGACCUUAGAUAUGUCGAUUCUGAUUAACAUCAUCAUAAUCUUCUCUAUUACCACCACCACCACCACCACCACCAUCAUCAUCAUCGUCAUCGUUGUUCAUCGUCGGAUCAUUAUGGUUAUACUGUCUCUCAACCAGAAGUAGUUAAAAUUUAUACAAUUUGAGACACUAACUUAAGAGCUUAGGUAAAGAAUUCGAAUUCUGCUUCUUCAACUUGUUUAUAUUAAUAAGAGGGUUAUCUUUUUCUGUCUGCAUUUCUGUUAGACAUUAGUUAAAUAAAAAAGGGGUGUCAGUAGAACGCUGGGUUGGGGCCGGGGUUGGUGUCUAUCUUUUUUUUUUUUUAAAGAAUGCUGUUUUAGGGGUAGGGUUAGGUUUAGGGUUAGUGUUAAUCCUAACCCUAACCCUAAAACAGCAUUCUUUAAGAUAGACCCGGACGCCGACUCCGACCCCGUGAUUUACUGACACCCAUAAAAAGUUGGCAAAAUGAAGUAGGUGAUGAAAGGUGCGCAUUAAAUUGUUAGAAAUAGAGAUAAAACAGUAUGACUGUAAUAUAAAUUUUAAGGAAACUAUUCGUUUCAUAUUUUGUUUUGUACUUUCUUCAUUUCCAGAUCUAGCAAAGCUAACAACAAGACCAUUGAAAGUAAGUGACAAGUGCAAACUAUGCGCUUUUCGCUUUUUCUUUCAAAAGGAGAAACAGACAGUUGACUAGAGAUUGAAACUGCCUCAGUCCUUUUGAGUCCACGUACUCUCAUUGUCAGACAAUGUCCCCAACAUGUUAGCUAGGAUAAGGAACUACACAAACUAAAAACAGACGAUGAUGGAAUGAACAGUGCUUUCUGUGUAAUAUGUAAAAGAUGCGUUUCAGGAGGGAAUUUCUUUCUUAACUCUUUUUUUCAUUGCAGGUAAUAAUAACAACAGUGUUCAGAUAUCAGGACCUGUGGUGUUUGAACAGUACAUAGUCAUUGCUGACUACAAAAAGAAGAACAAGAACGAUAUUUCACUUACAGCUGGUGACACUGUUGAUGUUAUCGAAAAGAGCGACUUUGGUAAGGAAUAUUUAAGCGAAACCAGGUUUUCAGCCAACUUUGUUUACUUCUUAAAUGUAAGUCAAUUAACGCUUAAUCUAACUGUUACUGCAUUCUAAAGCAGUUUCAUUCAUAAGUAAAACUAGAUUUUAUGUCUUAAUCCUUUACAAUUAUCCGGAGCGGUCGCUUCUAACCUCAAGUUGAACUUUAGCCAAACGUACCAUUACGUCUUAUUGGGGCCGGACUUCAUAAGAAACUUAAAGCUCCCACCACUGUUUUUUUGUGUCUUUAAAAAGCUGAUUUUUUUUAAUGUUGAUUUAUUCAUCAUCUAGAAAUGGAGGAACGAGGCCCCGCAGGCAGCGCCUACAGCGCGAGAUCUAUAGAGCAAUUAACAGUAAUAAUUUAAUAUAUGUACUAUUUUUUUCAAAGGUUGGUGGUUGGUUGACCGUGAAGGCGAGUUAGGCUGGGCUCCUGCGUCACAUCUGGAGCCUACUGAUGAUGGGGUAGAGAUCACUGCCUCCAGAACCUUUGCACCUGGUCAAGGUAGAUGUUACACAAGCUUAUGUAACCUUAAGUAUGAUUGAGCAACGCGAAAAAACACUUAAACAUGAAGAGUAAAUUAAAGUAAAAAGCACAACAGAUAUUAUAUCAUCUUUCCCAUCAUCCUCCAUGAAUGGUCUUUUUUUACUAUAAAAAGUGAUCAUGAUCGAAAGCUUGGCCUAAACAACACCGAUAAUUUUGGAAAGUUUCGUUCAUAAUACUUUUAAGGUAACUUUAUGCGGCAUAUUAUAAGUAAUAUAACCACGUCAAUAAUGAUGUUUUUUUUUUCAAUUUAUAUGCGCAGAGGAAGCAUAUCAGUCAGUGCAAAGCUAUGAAGCAAGAGCUGGAGACGAACUUUCUUUUGACAUUGGUGUUACCCUUAAUGUUGUAGAAAAGAACUUAGAUGGAUGGUGGCUAGCCAGGUAAACAGUUAUGGACUGUUUUUUGCAGCUGCAAUAAUAAAAUGGUUUACUCACAAUGCCUGAAUACAGAUAUGACCCUGAAAUUUCCCAAAAUUUCAAGCGCCGGACCGGAUUCCACCUUACUACAACAGAGCGCUCAGUGAUUCACCCUUUACACUUUGCUUAAAUAUAUGUAGGCCCCAGGCCUCCCACAAAGUACUCUCCGACCCACUCCAGGCGAUCACUAUUUAAGGGGUUGUCACAUUUACAUGGUUUUUAAGUUAGAAAAUGACUAACUGUUGUUACUUUUGGGUCAAUUGUUUAAAUAUUAAGUGAUCAGGAGGUAGCAUUAACGAGUUUGCCAAACAGUAAUAAGAACAAGCAAUAUUAAAACCUAUCUACUUUUACCCUUCUUAGAUACCAGGGCAAAGAAGGCUGGGUGCCUGCAGUGUUUCUGUUACGAGUAGUUGAGUCUAAUGAUUAUUCGCCUUCAUCUAGUGGAAAAAUUUGUGGACUGGGGGAUAUCGUGCCCUCUGAAAGGGGUAGGUGAUUUGUUACAUUGAUCAAUUUUAUGUUUACAGUUUUGAACAUUUCAUUUUUCCUUGCGUGUAGCAACUAGGUAAGGGAAUUUGCAUGGAUCUACUUUUUUCAUUUUAACAAGAGACCUCAGCAGUCACACCUCAUAGUUUCGACUCCAUACUGAACCAUAAUAAAUGCUUUAUAGUUUAAAUUUACCUAUUUGGUGUUUUUCUACUUCGUCCACAGGCCAAAUAAUAUUUCGAGGUUUCCUUUGUUUUCAAGAUACUUUUCUACGAUAGAAAAAUCAUUACCCAAAAUAGCGUUACUGAACUGCUGGGCAGGCGUGUCGCUCAUUCUUUUUCAUGGCUACUUUAGUGGUCUCCCUCGCAGCAGGUGUUGUCAUGUCACGAACGCCCUUCCCCAUAACUGCGAUCCAUCUUUCUAGAAUGUUUAUACUUUUUUACUGAGCUCUGACCUGACCUAUGAGGAGGGCCAGGAAUGAGACACACAGGUACCAUGCGGGGUACCCUCUUCUACCAUUACCGCAUUCCAUAAAGGUAGAUCACCAGUGGUUGCGACCAGGGAUGGUGAAAUGUGAUGGUGAUGGCAAAUUUUUGCAAACGUAAAGCAAAUUUAGCACAAAUACUAAUUGUUUGGUCUUUUAAGACCAUGAGGUUUGGUGUGGUGGCUGCUACCGCUGGAAUUGAUCCCAUGCCUACCUCCCUAAGUCUAAUAUUUAACGACUGUAACCAACUGAGCUAACCAGUAAUGAUAUAACAUUAAUUGAUUAAUGCAACCAUGUUUUCAUAGUAGUUUCUGAAGAAAGAGACAGUGUGACAGGCCGAAGAUCACCUCCCACAAGGCGAAGUAUGGUAAGUUCUUCAUCAGUCAAUUUUUCGUCAACCUCUGUAUAAAGCCUGACAAAAAGAUAGCUAGCGUUGCUUUUUAUCGCUUUAUCUUUCUUCUUUUAUCGUUUCUAUAUUUCAUGAAUAGCUUAAUAAACGAUGAGUUUCAAUAAUCGUUGUAUUUUUAUAAGAGCUAAACCCUUAAAUGAGUUCCAUUACACCUAAAAACAUUCAUAAAAUAGUAAUUUCUCUUUUCGUAUUUCCUUAAUGGAGUAUCAUCGAAAAUUGCUUUUACUAUUUUUUCGUUUUCCGACAGGUUCAGCGAUCGAUCAAAAAGAGGCCAAAUAAAAAUGUCACUCCUCCUCAGCCCAUUGAAACAAAGCCGGAAGAAAAGGAACAAAAUCAGGAAGAUACGAUAUCUUUUUCAAGCGGAUAUCAAACCUCUUCAAGCAGCAGUCUGUCCUCUCUAGUUUCAGAUGUUUCUAUACCUGAAACGGAAAGCGUUGUGCAGUGUGCAUUACCGGGUAGUUCUGAUAGCUGUGUAGUAAGCACUGCUCCAAAAAAGGUUUACUCCAGGUCAAAUCUUGUAACAAUAUUAGCACAGGAUGCGAGUACAUCCGGGUCUUCUGUGAAUGGAAGUACAUUGAGCUCAGGAAGAAGAGGUCCCAUUCCAUCACCAAGAAGUAAAAACCCCAGACGCAGCCCCCAGCCGAGAAUUGAUGAAAUUAAAGUAACUCCUGUUGAGUCCAUCUCUGAAAAGGAGCAAGAAAAUGAUUCCCAGAUCACGAGGUAUCAAGCUAUAUACACGUACAUCUCUCAAGACAAAAACGAAAUUACCAUUAACGAGGGAGACAUAGUGGAGGUACUUAAGCGGUGCAGCAAUGGCUGGUGGCUUUUAGUUUCAAACAAUCAACUGGGUUGGGGUCCAUCAAAUUUCUUGCAACCAGUGUAA